AGUGCAUCGCUUUCUGGAGACUGGAACUUUGAAUGGCCGGGUAGUGGGCUAUGUAGUGGCUGAUGUGUUGUGUGCUGAGUGAUACUUUUGUGUUGUGAUUUGUUUAUGAAUCAGAACCCUUCUAUUUUUCUUAAUGAGAAACUAACGAAAAGGUCAAUUAUUAACGUCAAACAUUAGGAUAUUAUAUUUAAGGUCAUACAAAGUUCCUGUUACGCCGUCCGUCACGGCUUCUAAUUAAACAAAUAAUCAGGAUGAUUUUAUGAGGGCGACGCGACCCACGGUGUCGCACUUGGUUUUUUACCUUCGAGAUGGAAUACUCGCAUUAUGUCGCGUGUGCGCUACUGCUCUUGUGUCCACUAGCCCUUAGCAGGCACGAUGACGACUUCGCCUUCGACAACAACGAAGAAUUUCAGGUGGAGUUGACCGCGAAUCAUUCAGAGAUAGCAAAAAAUGGCCUAAGAAGGUUAUGGGGUGUUCCUGAUACAUCGGCCUACGUGGGACACCUAUUCAGAAUGGAAAUCCCUAAACAGGCCUUUUCUGGGGACGUGUUAGCAUAUAAGGUUAGAAGCGAAGACGGAAUACACAUGCCCAGCUGGCUGGCCGUGGAUACAAAGCACGGCUUGAUCAGUGGCGUGCCUCAGAAGCAAGAUCUGGGCGCCCAUACCUUCACUGUUAUCGCGCACGGUCGUACGCAUGGCUUGACCGCCACUGACUCUUUCACUAUUGAAGUGAAGAAAGCGGACGAGAAGCCACAGUCCAAGUACGGUACAUGCAUCCGGAACGAAAAUAGACUGGUGUUAGUGAUACUAAUAGAUGGCAACUUCCACAAAAUAUCGUCUCGGCAGCGGAUUAGAGCGCUCAUGGAGUUGGCAAGCUUUAUGGCGCUCGAUGGUGACGAGUUUUGGAUGGAGGCGUACAAAGCAGAAUCAGCUCAAUCGCAUACAGUUCUAAUGAGCGGUUCCGGCACUACGAAGAGGAGGAAAAGCGACGCCACCACCGCUAUCUACUUGAACGUUGGUUGUGGAGAGAAGUUGUGGUCGCGGCAUAAAGUACUGGUGGCAGGUCUCAGAGAACAGUCCCGAGAUGGAACCCUAUAUCAAUUGCUGCGAUUGCCAGUGCUUGGUUGGCGAUUAAUUGGAAUCAAACCAUUACCACGGCUUAAGAGACAGUCACCCCUCGACGAAGGUUCUGGAGCGUACGACACAUACGACGGAGAUGACGACGCUGACUACAGCGGGUACGAUGUCGAAGAAGACGACGACUACACGAGCAACAUAGACGUUGGAGCCAUUCCCGAUAUCGUGGACGAAACCCCCAACCCCCCGCACCCACACCGCCACCACCACGGCCAGCCCGACUUCGCGCCACACACCACCACCGACACGUUUCAGACCGAGCUCACCGACCCGCCGACGACGACCCCUCCACCUCCUCCUCCCUCCCAGCCGCCCCUCUCGACCCCCCCGUCCUCUCCCCCCGCUCUCCCCGACCCGACCCCCUCGCAAGCCGCGACGCUUCCCACAGAGGAAUACACGCGCACGGAGACUCCUGACUCCGCCUCUACUAAUACGUAUACUACGGAGGAUCACAAAGUGAAAAUAACUCCAUACUCGGAGUCUGCGUCCGAAUCCACAAAUAUCAAAUUCUCGAAGGAACCAAUAGCGGCGAACCCUCGUCUAUUAGUAGAAGAACAUUCCCCUAUUGUAAUUGUACCGGAAGAAAUAACUACGUCUACGGAACCGGAACAGCAGACCGUUAUAAUACGCGCAUCAAACGAACUACCGCCUGUGUCGUCUGAAACACCGACAUCGCCCUCACCGACCGAAGAAACAGUAACAGAGUCGAUGACCACUCCUUCAACGACAUCAAGCACUACCACAUCCACAUCGACAACGACAGAAACAACAUCAACUUCAACAACGACGUCAACAACGCCGAUACCCACAACGAUUGUGACCAUUCCAACGACAAUACCAACAACAACUCCAACACCUGAAAUUACAACUCAGGAAGUAACCAAGCAGGAGAUAAUAACAUCAACGGAGCGUUCGAGUACCAUAAUCGGUAGGACGACGGAAACCGUUCCAUUCCCGAUGCCCGUCAAUCAGCCGCCCACACUCAAACACCAUAUGAAGAAACUAGCGAUCACAGCUGGCAAAGCCUUCAGAUACAUCAUACCAGCCGACUUGUUCACUGAUCCAGAAGAAGGAAGCAACCUUACGUUCACUAUGUAUGAAGCUGAAAACGUCCCGCUCAGCAAAAACUCUUGGAUUCAAUUCAUUCCCACUGAACGAGAAGUAUAUGGAUUACCAUUGGAAGCGCACGUGUCUCGCUGGAACUUCAUUGUAGAAGCACAAGACAGCGAAGGUCUCCUCGCUCGAGGGCCGCUAGACAUCACAGUGCAACAGCACAAGAGCGGGCGGACUAUUAAUCAUCAGUUCAUCAUGCAAUUCAAACUCCUCAAACAGUUCAACAACGUAAUCGACUGGCAGAUACGAGCUCUGGAAGGCAUCGUCAAUCUGUUCAGGGACACGGACAUGGACCACUUGACGGUCCUGAACGCGACCCAGAACGAGGACCUGUACGAGUUCGUGUGGACGAACGAUACGCUACCGAAAGAUCCCGCCUGCCCCAUGGACGACAUCAACAGGCUCAUGAAGAUAAUGGAGUCGGAGUCGGAGCGCGGCGCGGCGUCGGCGGGGCUGGCGCGCGCCAUGUCGCCGGAGCUGGCGGUGUCGGCGGUGCGCUGGCGCGGCGCGGGGCGCUGCGCGGCGGCGCGCGGGGCGGCGCGCGCGCCCGACACCUACCCGCCCGUCACGCGCAACCAGGUCGACCACCUCACCGCCACCGUGGGCCACCUGCUCGUCUACAAGGUGCCGGAGGACACGUUCUUCGACCCGGAGGACGGCGGCACUCGAAAUCUGCAGUUGUCCCUUCGAUUCAGCGACCGCUCCGAGAUUCCCGCAAACCACUGGUUGCAGUUCGAUGCACGCAACCAAGAAUUCUAUGGCUUGCCCACGUCUAACGAUGAGAGAAGCGUGCAUUAUCAGCUGAUCGCCGAGGACUCGAGCAAGAAGAGUGCUUACGACAGCUUGAUAGUCGAAGUGGCGAAGGCUCCAACGAUCCGUCCGACCGUCGAGUUCCAGAUGACGAUGGACCCGUCGCCCAACCUCGUCGACAGCGCCAACAAUAAGCGCAAGGUCGUAGAGAAGCUGGCAGCGCUGUUUGGGCAGAAGGAGACCGAUAAUAUUCGGAUACAGAGCAUCACGGACAAUCCUACUACAAUAAUUUGGUACAACACAAGUCUACCAAUGGACAGAUGUCCCAAGAGAGAAAUCGAGGAACUCCGUAAAAUGAUAAUAGUUGACGAACGGGGAGCUAUUGGGGGAAACCUUCGAGAGCAUGUCGAUCAAAUAUUUGAUAAAGAUCUCAAAGUGAUGUCGAUCCGCCUCAUUCCUCUGGGACUCUGUGCCGAUCAAAACACCAAAACCACAAAGACCUUGGUUCCGAUACAACCUGGUACGAAUUUGCAAAACAAAGCAACGAACGCCAGUCCCGAAUAUUCAGACUACUUGGUGACGUUCGUUAUACCUGCCAUCGUGAUCGUGUGUAUGAUCGUCGUUGCUGGAAUUAUCGCAUGCGUUCUGUACAGGAGACGACGAACCGGUAAAAUGAGCGUUGGCGAUGAAGAGGAACGUCAAGCGUUCCGUUCGAAAGGAAUCCCUGUGAUUUUCCAAGAUGAACUCGAGGAAAGAGCCGAUGCUGAACCAGCUGACAAAAGUCCGGUCAUCAUGAGAGAGGAGAAACCGCCACUAUUACCACCUGCGCCUGAUUACCGUUCGGGGGAAGACGCACCCUACCGCCCUCCGCCCCCCUUCGCCGCAUCCCGUACCCCUCCACGCCCUAAAGCGACCCCGACAUACAGGAAGCCCCCUCCAUACGUCCCACCCUAAAACUGCCUACGUCCAAUAGUAUAGACACCCGUUUACAUUGCGUAGCUAUAGGCGAAGCUAGAAAAGUCAGAUCGAUCAUCUCUGAAAUUCAGUAAACUCG
Vanessa atalanta (red admiral) is the source of this 4053-nucleotide messenger RNA. RefSeq names its product dystroglycan 1 (gene Dg). Gene Ontology annotation, biological process: nerve development; muscle attachment; morphogenesis of an epithelium. NCBI's taxonomy places the organism in Eukaryota, Metazoa, Arthropoda, Insecta, Lepidoptera, Nymphalidae. Gene Ontology annotation, molecular function: laminin binding; calcium ion binding. The coding region runs from base 309 to 3953 and encodes 1214 amino acids. The record is from RefSeq and is a predicted model, not a curated record. The transcript has 21 exons. Gene Ontology annotation, cellular component: dystroglycan complex; sarcolemma; dystrophin-associated glycoprotein complex.